Molecule: messenger RNA, 3104 nt
Organism: Malurus melanocephalus (red-backed fairy wren)
Lineage: Eukaryota; Metazoa; Chordata; Aves; Passeriformes; Maluridae
Gene: RTF2
Product: replication termination factor 2
Exons: 9
Coding region: 49-984 (311 amino acids)
Biological process (GO): site-specific DNA replication termination at RTS1 barrier; mitotic DNA replication termination
Cellular component (GO): nucleus
Source: RefSeq, a predicted model, not a curated record
GAAGUGACGCAUCUUUCCGGGAAGGGCGGUGCAGAACCCGGAAGCGCCAUGGGAUGCGAUGGCGGCACCAUCCCCAAGCGGCACGAGCUGGUCAAGGGGCCCCGCAAAGUCGAGAAGGUUGACAAAGUUGCUGAGUUGGUGGCCMGGUGGUUCUACUGUGCCCUGAGCCAGGAGAAGCUGCGUCGGCCCAUCGUGGCCUGUGAGCUGGGCAGGCUGUACAACAAAGAUGCCAUCCUUGAAUUUUUGUUGGACAAAUCCCCKGAUAAAACUCCCAUGGAAUCUGCAUCCCACAUCAAGAGCAUCAAGAAUGUGACAGAGCUGAACCUGGCGGAUAACCCAGCCUGGAGUGGGGAUAAGGAGAGCAUCAAAGGGGACAAAUACGAUGAUCUGCAGUGUGCACGCUUCAUCUGCCCCGUGGUGGGGCUGGAGAUGAACGGGAGGCACAGGUUUUGCUUCCUGAGAAACUGUGGCUGUGUGUUCUCUGAACGAGCUCUCAARGAAAUCAAAUCAGAAGUUUGUCACAAGUGUGGUGUYCCCUUUCAAGAGGAAGAUGUGAUUGUCCUUAAUGGCAGUAAAGAAGAUGURGAAAUUCUGAAGAAAAGGAUGGAGGAGAGAAGACUUAAAAGUAAAUUAGAAAAGAAAUCAAAGAAAGGCAAAUCAGCAGCAGCAGCAGCAGCUUCUCAGCAGGAAACCUCUGCAGAUUCUCCAGGCCCCUCAAAAGUUAAGAAUGACAAGGAUUGUGUCAGUUCCAGCUCGGGGGAAAACAGGCAGAUUAUCUUCACCAAAAGUUCAGAGAAUGGAAAUCCAUCAGUCCCAGGAAAAGUCAAUAAAGCUUCUUCCAGCAGCAGCACCACCAAGAGAUCCAUUGCAGACAGCGAGGACAAGUCUGAGGCUUACAAAUCUAUUUUUACAACUCACAGCUCAGCAAAACGUUCCAAGGAGGAGUGUUCCAACUGGGUUACUCACACAGCUUACUAUUUCUGAAACAAUGAGGAGCCUCAGUGGAGCAUCCAUUGCUGCUCUGCUCCCCCAGGCCGUGCUCUGUACCUCUGAUACAGAACUUUGUGGUGAUCUGAUCCUAAUCUGCAGUUACUCACUGUGUAAGUUGGUUGUAAACCUGUUCAUAGCUGAUGAACCUGGUGGUAAAUAAGGAGUACACCAGCAGAAUCCACGUGGUAGCAGCAGAUCUCGCUCUGAAAUGUUGGAUUUUUUGCACACAAAUUCUCCUUUUCUCUUCCUGUUGGCACCUUCAGUCACAGUGGCUGUGUCCUCAGGAGAAGUUUCUGUUCUCCUCUUACUGAUUUGUGUCACCACUGGAAUUGCAGUUAUUACUACAGAAUUCAAACCCUCUGUAACUUCAUGACAGCAAAAAGAGAAAUAAUGCUCUUUUGUUUCUCAAGUAUAUAUUUCUAAAAAGUUCUGUAGGUAUUUUAAAAUAUUUUACCUUUUGACAAUAGAUGAGAGCACAUACAUGAAAAAGCUUGUGCAACAUUCUUAUCCAUGUUGUAGCCCGUUUUUAACAGUAGAAUAUUCCCUUGUUAAUGUUGGAAUCCAAUAAUUCCUGCCUGGAAUGACCAGAGGGAGGGGGAAAAGUUUUUCACUUUCCUCUCUCCCUCUUCUAAAAUUGAAAUCUGCUUUUCUAAUCUUGGCACAAUCUAACCAGAAKAGAAAUGCAGAAAGUAGGAGGCUUUAAAAACCACGGCCUGAUGUUACCUUGUUACCUUUGUGUGUGAAAAUGAUUAAUUAUCCUCAUAAUUUAUUUUUUAAAGUGUCCCCAUUUAUAAUUGGCAGUAGUUAGCUGGAGAUUCAAAUGCUGUGUUGAUAUUUGCAUAGGUGGUCUCYGUGAUUCAAACAUGCUGAAUGAAARUGCUGGGAUUUCAUUAUUAUUUUGAUAGGUGUAAUUAAAAAUUGGCUUGCUGURGGAUUUAUAUGGUGGUAAGAAUUUUUGUUUUCCAGAGAUGUGAACGCACAUCAAACAGUUUGAGGUUUGCUGGAGCUUCCAGGAAGCAUUCAGCCACAUUUUGUAUGCAUGGCUGGGAAUCAGCUUUGUUCUCCUUGUUCUGUAUUCUUCUCAUUAUUAUCCUUUAUUAUUUGUUGCUUGCAGAUAAUGAACAAGGUGUCCCAUGGCAGGCCUUUGAUUUGCAAUUUAAUUCUGUUKGAAAGCACAUGUUAGUGUUUUAUAGGACUACACUUUUCUUCUGGUUAUAAAUCCUAAAGGAAAUUAAUUUCAUGCUUUCGUUUUAGCUGUUACUUUGCUAAAAAAUACACAAGGAAACACAAUAAGCAGUUUUGCUUCUCUUUUCUCAGUGAUAAAUCAGACUGUUGGUCACAGGUUUUCCUGCCYUUUGGGCCAUAAUAGUGACUCUUUUUUUAACUCUGCUCUGCUCAUCUUUAAGAACAAAUCAUUGACUCCUUUUUCCUCUACCCCUGGGUUUGUUAUCUCCUGCCAGGGUUGUGUCCAAUAUUCCACCAUCCCCUCGUGGUGGACAGAGCUCUUCAGACGUUUAUGAUUUAUAGAAGUGUUUUCAGUGGGGGCUUUUCCUUCUCUUUACAAAACUCCAGCUGGGAAGGAAUGUGAAAUCUUGCUGGCAUGUGAAAUCUUGCUGGCACAGAUCAGUUUUUUCCUGUGAUGCAUUUCUUGCCCGAGUUGGUGCCCAGCAGAGGAGCCCAAAGUGCCACUUGUGCCAUUGGCAGCCCGGGAUGGGCAGUGGGCACUGGAACGUUGACUUGGCAACUUUUAAUGGAUUCCAGGCAAUAGUUUGCUGGAGGAUCUUUGCUUUGUUGUGGUUUGCUUUUUUUGUUGGAGAUGGCAAUUUAAUUUUCUUUUAAUGUAGGUGAAUUUGAAUGCUGGUGAAAGUUGAGAGCUGCAGAAGUUUUUGGAUCUGAAAUCUGUGUUUUUUCACAUGCCACACGAGUCUCUCGCAGCACUGCACCCAUGGGGCUGUUCURGGGAAUUCAUGGGACAGUUGGUUUUGUUUCCAUGCUGUUCAAGCCUUGGGUUCUCUUCUGGAAAGCCUCAAAAAGGAUCCAGUUAGUGGCWGUUGUGUAACAGGGGCUGUUUUUGUGGUGUCAACCUGCCCACUGGGGACUGGGCUGAAAUGCAG